CUCGGCUGCCAGACUCCGACACGCGCCUUUAAAAGGAUCGACUGUUCACACGUGUUCACACAACCCGAGAAACGUGGGCCUGAAAACAUCAAUAUUUAAGAUUUUCGUGUCGAUUUCAAAGUCUUUUAACUUUCUGUGAAGGAAAACGUGGCAGACUUUUACAGAUGGAUCCCGAUUUCGUAUUCAGAAUUUACCUGAAGAAUACGUCCACCUCAAUGUCUGGUGGUGACGUCAUUACGUCUUCAAAAGAUAAAGACGUUAACGACGUCAGCCCGGAAACAAAUGACCUCACUUCUGUUGUCACCAUCAAGGUCCAGAUGUUCGGACACAGCGAGGAGGAGGACGGAUCUGAUUCCUCGUGUGAUGUAGCCCAGGACAUUGAAGCAGUGUUCGCAAACGAGGCUGACUUCGGAGUGUUGUUUGACGUGGACGGUGUUUUGGCGCGCGGCUCUACUCCGCUGACGGCUGCUGUAGAAGGCAUACGUCUGCUCAAGGACGACCAGGGGAACCUGCGAGUUCCGGUCGCCUUCGUGACGAACUCGUGCAACCGCAGUAAGGAUAAGGCAGCACAGAUUCAGAAAUGGCUCAAUAUUCAGGUGACGCCGGACCAGGUGAUCCACGCGCCGACGCCGGUGAAGCUGCUCACGGAGUUCCACGAUAAGCACGUGCUCGUUAUCGGACAGGAGUACCGAGUAGAGAUAGCUCAUGAAAUUGGCUUCACGAAUGUGUGCACCCUUGCCGACAUCCAGAAGGCGUACCCGCUACUGGACAUGGUCGACCACGAGAACCGCAACGCAGUCGCCGUCGGCAACCAUCCUGACGACACGAAUUUUCCCGCUGUCGAAGCGGUGCUGCUCCUUGGCGAGCCGACCCACUGGGAGUCACAUCUGCAGCUACUGAUUGACCUAAUCCUCACCGACGGGAAGCCGGUGAGCGGCCACACCCCCGCGGACGUGCACAAGGUGCGCCAACUUCCGGUCAUCGCCUGCAACAUGGACCUCGUGUUCAUGCAUCAGGCCUGCAUGCCCCGGUUCGGACAUGGAGCGUUCCUUGUGUGCCUCGAGGCCCUCUAUAAGAAAAUAACCGGAAAAGAUCUUAAAUACACCGCUUUGAUCGGAAAGCCAUGCGAGAUCACGUACCGCUACGCAGAACACGUCAUAAAUGACGUCGCUAAGCGCAUGGGCAUCAAUAAACCAAUCAGGAAACUGUAUUUCGUAGGCGACAACCCGGACACCGACGUGUUAGGAGCCAACUUGUAUGACCGGUACCUCCAGCGCAACUGGGCUAACGAAGACAACGGGAACACUGAAGGAAGCACCGACCAUGAUCUUCCGGAAUGCCGGACGAUCCCCAAAGACGCGAAACUCUACAAGCACACGUGCCGUAAGAUGGAGAGCCUUCUUGUCGGUACCGGCGUCUACAAGCCAGACCAGCAGACCGGAAGAGCCGACAGCGUCGACGUGUAUCACGGCCACCGGGACAUCGUGAACGAACCGGAACUGACCAAGCCCACGAGGUUCGUACCAGACGUGUUCCAUGGUAUGCAGCAUAUUCUCAAGCACGAAAACUUUGAUCCAAAUGCCGUUGCCUUAGUGGAGCCAUGAAACCUUGAACACCUCCACGUGCAGGGAUCAUACGACAUUUCACGUGACGUCAAGGCCACAUGACGAUACGGCAUCGUUGUUGUUCGAGACCCAACGAACCUGUCAUAGGAAAGAGUGGAUUCUCAAAGAUCCAACUGACUUCAUGCACUUUGAAAAGCGCACCUAUCAAUGUUGACUUGUUAAAAUCGUUCAAAAAUAAUUUCUGAUAAUAAACUGAAAUAACAAGCGAACCAAAUAUCCUUUUAUACAAUUUUCAUAUCGGACAGUCUGUGAUAUUGUGUGUACAAUUUGUUCAAUACUAAUGUGUUGUAUACAUGUUGAAAUAGACCGGUAGACAUGUUUAAUAUAUUUUAUAUGAGGUUUUGGAUGACGCUACGACACGUACCUCGACCGGUAUAACGAGAGAGUUCAUACUCAUAGACCAAGUGAGCAAAACCAGAGGACUAUCACAUUAAAGUGAAACGUCUGCCCUCUGGUACAGCGAUUUUGCGGGUUCUCAAAGUAAAGGGGAGCUGACACUUCUGAGUCUUCUUGCUGAAACGAUGAUCAGUUACUUCCCUUUAUAUCUUCGUGAUCUCAUAUUUAUUUCAUGUUUACUGAAAACGUGUAAAACGUGUUUGUAUAUCUGUGUUGCAUUUAUGCACAUUUUUAUAUUUAAUGUCGAUGUAUAUAAUAUGUUUUAUAUUGAUAUGUACAUAACUAUUGUUUUACUUGUUUCAAUUGUGAAGAAGUGAAAAAUUUGAUGAAAGAAAAUAAAAUCCUGUCAACAAA
This is a messenger RNA of Dreissena polymorpha, 2375 nucleotides long. Its product is annotated as haloacid dehalogenase-like hydrolase domain-containing 5. Bases 165 to 1604 code for a protein of 479 amino acids. NCBI's taxonomy places the organism in Eukaryota, Metazoa, Mollusca, Bivalvia, Myida, Dreissenidae. Gene Ontology annotation, biological process: glycerophospholipid biosynthetic process. Gene Ontology annotation, cellular component: mitochondrion. The record is from RefSeq and is a predicted model, not a curated record. The transcript is spliced from 9 exons.